GCCAGCGACUUGCGGCGAGCGUGGACGCGCAGAAAAAAAAGGAGAGAGAGCAGAGCGGAGAGGAGAGAGGAGCUGUGGGAGGAGGGCGACGUGACGGGAGGACCCACAACAGAAGCUCUCAGGACUACGACACACGCAGAGAAGGCAAACUAACAAACAAACAAACAAACAAACAACGGAUCAUAUCUGCAGCAGCUUUGGAGAGUGGAGCAGCCGGAUACGCGGCGCGGACUGUUACGCACGACAGCUUCUCCCUGCGGUACAAUUCAGCAGUUUUCUGGUCAGGAGGCGCACGGCUCGCCCGCUCUUCCUCGUCAGAAAAGCGGGUUUCCUAGCGGGGAGGUUUACGGAGCAGCGGGACCGAAGGCACGGUGGAGGAGUUGGGAUGUCCUGAGUCAGUCCUUCGGUCCCAGAGAGCAGUUUGCUGAUGGGACCUGCUGCCUCGCCAUGAGCUUGCAAGAUGGCGGCUGCAGCUACGCCAGCAGCGCCAACAUGGCCACCAUUAGUGGCACCAUGCGACGCCGCCUGGAGGACCAGGAGUUUGCCCUGCGCGUCUAUCCAGGCUCCCUGGCUGAGGGUACUAUCUACUGCCCCGUCAGCGCCCGCAAGAACACCACCGCUGCUGAAGCCAUCGAGUGCCUCAUUGAAAGGUUGCGCCUGGAGCGUACCAAAUGUUACGUGUUGGCUGAGGUGAAGGAGUUUGGCGGGGAGGAAUGGAUCCUCAACCCCGGUGAUUGCCCUGUCCAGCGCAUGAUGCUGUGGCCAAGAAGUGCCCUGGAGAAUCGCAGCGGCCUGGGCAGUGGGGAUGACUACCGCUUCCUCCUACGGGAGAAGAACCUGGAUGGAUCUAUUCAUUAUGGCGGCAGCCUACAGAUGUGGCUGCGGGUCACUGAGGAACGGCGACGCAUGGUGGAACGGGGUUUCCUCCCGCAGCCAGCAGGAAGUGACCCUCCAUCUGACCUGUGUGCUCUCCCAGAGCUAACAGAGCGUGCUCUUUUGGAAAGCCUUCGAGCACGCUUCCGCCAAGAGAAGAUCUACACUUACAUCGGGAGUAUUCUUAUUGUGAUUAACCCCUUCCAGUUCCUGCCAAUCUACAAUCCUAAAUAUGUCAAAUUGUAUGACAACCACACACUGGGGAAGCUGGAGCCACACAUUUAUGCUGUGGCAGAUGUGGCGUAUCAUGCCAUGUUGCAGCGACGGAAGAACCAGUGCAUAGUCAUUUCUGGUGAGAGUGGAUCUGGGAAGACUCAGAGCACCAACUUCCUCAUUCAUCACCUGACUGCUCUCAGCCAGAAGGGGUUCGCCAGUGGGGUGGAGCAGAUCAUCCUGGGAGCAGGACCUGUGUUAGAGGCCUUUGGGAACGCUAAGACCGCCCACAACAACAACUCCAGCCGCUUUGGCAAGUUCAUCCAGGUCAACUAUCAGGAGAGUGGCACUGUCAGGGGAGCAUAUGUAGAAAAGUACCUGCUGGAGAAGUCUCGUCUGGUGUACCAGGAGCACAAUGAGAGGAACUACCAUGUGUUUUACUACCUGUUGGCUGGAGCCAGUGAAGAGGAGAGGAAGGCCUUUCACCUGCUCAAACCUGAGGAAUACCACUACCUCAACCAGAUGACAAAGAAAUCGCACAAACUCCACUGGGACAAUUACUAUGAGAGUGAGCUGCAGGACUGCUUCACAGUAGAAGGAGAAGACCUGAAACAUGACUUUGAGCGGCUGCAGCUGGCUAUGGAGAUGGUCGGCUUCCUACCCACCACACGCAAACAGAUUUUCUCCCUGCUGUCAGCGAUCCUCCACCUGGGAAACAUCCGUUACAAGAAGAAGACCUACAGGGAUGAUUCCAUUGACAUCUGUAACCCAGAGGUCCUGCCUAUCGUCUCAGAGCUGCUCGAGGUGAAAGAGGAGAUGCUGCUUGAAGCACUGACAACCAGGAAGACGGUGACUGUUGGAGAGAGGCUCAUUGUGCCCUACAAGCUAGCCGAGGCGGGCACAGUGAGGGACUCCAUGGCCAAGUCACUGUACAGUGCGCUGUUUGACUGGAUCGUCUUCAGGACCAACCAUGCCCUGCUAAACAACAAGGACCUGGAGGACAAUUCAAAGAUCCUGUCUAUAGGAGUCCUGGACAUCUUUGGCUUUGAGGAUUAUGAGAACAACAGCUUUGAACAGUUCUGCAUCAACUUCGCCAACGAACGACUCCAGCACUACUUCAACCAACACAUCUUCAAACUGGAACAGGAGGAGUACAGGGCAGAGGGCAUAACCUGGCACAAUAUCGACUACAUUGACAACAGUGGCUGCCUCAACCUCAUCAGCAAGAAACACACAGCUCUGUUCCACCUGCUGGACGAGGAGUGCAAUUUUCCACAGGCUUCCAAUCAGACCUUGCUGGACAAGUUCAAGCGUCAGCAUGAAGGAAACAGCUACAUCGAGUUCCCUGCUGUCAUGGAGCCUGCCUUCAUAAUCAGACACUAUGCUGGGAAAGUCAAGUACGGAGUCAAGGACUUUAGGGAGAAGAACACUGACCACAUGCGUCCCGACAUUGUGGCCUUGCUGAAGAGCAGCAAGAACGCCUUCAUCUGUGGCCUGAUGGGAAUCGACCCUGUGGCGACGUUCCGCUGGGCGGUGCUGCGUGCUUACUUCAGAGCUCAUGUGGCUUUCAGGGAGGCCGGCCGCAGGCACACCCACAAAAAAACUGGAAACGAUGCAGCAGUUCCCUGCGCGGUCGUGAAAACUGUCGACAACUUCAGUUUCCUUCACCACCCAGUUCACCAGAGGAGCCUCGAGAUCCUUCAAAGAUGCAAAGAUGAGAAAUACAGUAUAACUAGGAAGAAUCCCCGCACACCAUUGUCAGAUCUUCAAGGAACCAACGCAAUGAAUGAGAAGGCCAGCUGGGAUGGCUACAGUGUUGGAUGUAAUGGUCGCAGCUCCAGGUCAGGCCGACUGUCCUCAUCGGGAAGCCCGACCCUGGAAGAAGACGGGAUUUUCCUCAACUCUACCAACAGCAAACUUCUGGAGAGAGCUCAGGGCAUCCUACUGAGAAACAAAAACUGCAAAAGUAAACCAACCCUUCCCAAGCACUUGCUGGACGUUAAGUCUCUGCGCUACCUGAGCAGUGUGACGCUCCAUGACCGCAUCACCAAGUCUCUACUUCACCUGCACAAGAAGAAGAAACCGCCCAGCAUCAGUGCUCAGUUCCAGGCAUCACUCAAUAAGCUGAUGGAGACUCUUGAUCAGUCAGAGCCGUACUUUGUUAAGUGUAUUCGCUCCAAUGCUGAGAAGCUGCCGCUGCGUUUCAACGACAGUCUGGUGCUCAGACAGCUGAGGUACACAGGCAUGCUGGAAACCGUCCGGAUCCGACAAUCAGGCUACAGCAUAAAGUACACCUUCCAGGACUUUGUUCGUCAUUUUCACGUGCUGCUGCCUCGGGGCACGAGCCCAACAAAGUCGGGUAUCAGGGAGUUUUUCAGGCGGAUCCACCUGCUCCCUGCUGGGUAUCAAGUAGGCAACACAAUGGUGUUUCUACGGGAAGCAGAGCGCCAGCGUCUUCAGACCCUCCUCCACCAAGAAGUCCUGCGACGAAUCGUCACACUUCAGCGCCGCUUCAGGGCCGUCCUGGAGAGGAAACACUUUGUCAACAUGAGACAAGCUGCCUGUGCCAUCCAGCAAUGGUGGCGAUUCUGCCUCGUCAAGCAGUCUACUAUUGACUUGAGCAUCGAGGAAGGAGCAGCGGUGUGUCUGCAGGCGGCUUGGAGGAGUUACAGGGAGCGUAGGAAGUUCUUGCACUGGCGCGACUCUGCUGUCAUCAUACAGAGAAACUGGAGAAAUUGCUGCCAUCGUAGGUCUCUGGCAGCUACAACAAUUCAGACAGCCUGGAGAGGAUUCAAGGAGAGGAGCCGCUACUGUAGAACGUACAGGACUGUGACACAGUUACAGGCGAUGGGCAGAGGAUACGUGACUCGACUCAGGUACAGAGAUCUAAAAGAGCAGCAAGAGAGACUCAGUAGACAACCAAGUCCACCAGCAGAGAUGGAUGCAAGCAAUGUGGAGGAUCUUGCCUCAUCAGGACAGCAAAUUUAUGUCCAGGGUUUCCCUGAAAAACUUUUGAAAGACAGUAAGCCUGUUUCAGUUGAUGUAGCAGACACAGAAAAAGAGGAGGACUCAGAGCGUAGUAGGAGCAUCGAUGAUACUAGCCACAAGAACAGAUCAAAACGAGAGAGCAGACGAAUGAGAGAGCUAGAGCAGGCACAGUUCAGCUUGGAGCUUCUCAAAGUGCGAACCAUCACUGUUGGAGGUUCCCUACCAGAAGACCUGGUACCAAACACCAGCGCCUGUCAGGUGGAUGACCAUCACAGACAUUCCCCGGCUACUCAUGGAAGUUUUGAACUGCUCAGUGUGGAAGACAUGGAGACUGAAGGUUCCCAGUUGAUUGCUCCUCAAGAGCAACCCCAAACUCUGGACGGUCAAAUUCACGAGAGACUGAGAGAUUCAAACCAUAAUGAAAAACCUUUGACUGAGCCCUUAACCAAAGUGGAGGGGCCGAGGGCCACAUUUUAUAUUGCUUCUGACCAAAGUCCAGUUCAUGAACCAAAAUUUGAAAGCCCCAGCAAAUCACACAAAGAGAGAAGGGAGUCCACCUCUCGAAGGCCUGUUGUGGUGUUGAUCAGUAUGCAGAAAGAGAGUCCUGUGGACGAGGGAGAGCUGCUGGCAGCCCAAACCCUAGACAGAGCUCCUGACACGGUAGCAGCCAGUUCCCAAAUGACCCCGAUUGCAGGCUUGGAGGUAGGAUCAGACAGCGAACAGCCUCAUGGGAUUUCUACUCAGGCCAAGAGAGACAUAUUUGGGGUGGACAAGUCUUUAAAGUUCCCCUCUUCAACCACUCCUGAAGAGAGUUCAGAUGUGUCAGGGAUUUGUUCAUCAGAGGUGGACAUCCAGAUCGUCCUUGAGCCGAAGUCCGGUGUUCCUGCUGUUCUCCCCAGCCAACAGGAGAGGAAGACGAUCCGGCCUGCACAGGAAGCUCCAAGUCCAGUCCUGGACACUAAACCCCCAAAAGCCCAGAAAAAGAGCUCUGGCCAGACUGUGAUUGUGAACAUGGUGGAGAAACCCUCCACCACUGUGUUCUCCCCACCCAGACGAAAGCUGCCAUUCUCCAAGUCAGAUAAGGAUUUGGUGAACCAGGAAAGAUCUCUCGCCAUGUUCAGAGAUGACUCCAAAUCUGCUGGAUCCAGAAACAGAGAGCAGGUGGGCCGCCCUGGCCCCAAAAAGAAAGCUCGAAUGUCCCGGACCCGCUCCGACUUCCUCACCCGCUGUAACUCUGAGGGGGCGACUCAGUCUGAUGACGAUGAUGAAUACUACAUCCCCGCCCACUCCCACACGCUGCCCCCCUCCCUGUCUCCCCCACGUGCCCACCCUGAGGCUGACUGUCACAGUGACUCCGAGAUGUCAUCUCACAAAGACCAGAAGAAGAUCCAUAAGACCAUGUCGUCAGGGGAUCUGGGCAAGGUCGAGGUCCUGAGGAAAACCUCCAGUCAAGAUGGAAGCAGGAUGAGAGGGAAGAUGCGAUUCUGGAGUAAAACAAAACACGGCGAGAAAAAGCUGUCGAGAGAGAAGCAGGCCAGCAGGAGUGAUGCUGGCGAGACACAUGAAGGCCAGUCUCCUCCACACAGUCCAGAUUUGGAGGCGGCUCCCUCUCGGGUGGUCAGGGACAGUAAGGAGAACAAGGAGCCGUCUCCUAAAAUGAGGAGGCGUCGCAGUGUGAAGAUCAGCAGCAUCGCUCUGGAACCUGCCCAGUGGCAGAACGACGCCCUGCACAUCCUCACCUCAGCCCACGACUAUCGCAGCAUGAACGACUUCCUCAUGAAGAAGAUCGCUGACUUGGAUUCCGAAGAUGGCAAAAAGGACACAAUGGUGGAUGUUGUCUUCAAGAAAGCACUGAAGGAGUUCAGGAUCAACAUCUUCAACUCGUACUCUACCGCACUGGCAAUGGAUGAUGGGAAGAGCAUCCGUUACAAGGAUCUCUACGCGUUGUUCGAGCACAUCCUGGAGAAGACCAUGCGUCUGGAACAGAGAGACUGGAGCGAGUCGCCUGUGAAGGUGUGGGUCAACACCUUCAAGGUCUUCCUGGAUGAAUUCAUGACCGAGUAUAAGCCCAUGGAGGGAACUAUCGGCAGGGCUCCUAAACGUGAGCGUAAGAAGUCAAGAAAGAAGGAAACUGACAUUGUGGAAGAACAUAAUGGCCACAUCUUCAAGUCCACCCAGUACAGCAUCCCUACCUACUGCGAGUACUGCUCCUCCCUCAUCUGGAUGAUGGACCGAGCCUGCGUCUGCAAAUUGUGUCGCUACGCCUGCCACAGGAAGUGCUGCUCCAAGAUGACCACCAAGUGCAGUAAAAAGUAUGACCCGGAGCUGUCGUCACGGCAGUUUGGCGUGGAGUUGUCCCGUCUGACCAGUGAGGAACGCACAGUGCCACAACUUGUAGAGAAACUUAUCAACUACAUCGAGAUGCAUGGCCUCUACACAGAGGGGAUCUACAGGAAAUCAGGCUCCACCAAUAAGAUCAAAGAGCUCCGACAGGGGCUGGACACAGAUGUGAGCAGCGUGAACCUGGAUGACUACAACAUCCAUGUCAUUGCCAGCGUGCUCAAACAGUGGCUCCGUGACCUCCCUAGCCCUCUCAUGACCUUUGAACUGUACGAGGAGUUCCUUAGAGCCAUGGGUCAGCCAGACAAGCGGGAGGUGAUCCGAGGUGUGUAUUCAGUGAUCGACCAGCUCAGCAGGACACACCUCAACACACUGGAGCGCCUCAUCUUCCAUCUGGUCAGGAUCGCCCUGCAGGAGGAGACGAACAGGAUGUCAGCCAAUGCCCUUGCCAUCGUGUUCGCUCCCUGCAUCCUUCGCUGCCCCGACACCAUCGAUCCGCUGCAGAGCGUCCAAGACAUCAGCAAAACCACCGCGUGUGUGGAGCUGAUCAUCAACGAGCAGAUGAGCAAGUACAAAGCUCGCCUGAAGGACAUCAGCAGUCUCGAGUUUGCAGAGAGCAAAGCCAAGAGCAGACUGACCCACAUCAGGAAGUCCAUGAAACCUGUACUAAUUGCUGUUAGGUUUAUGAGCAUAACCCGCACUGCCACCCCGCCUAACACAGCUAAACUUAAGGGCAAAAGUCGUGUCCGGCAAACCAGCAGCCACACACCCUCACCUCCUCUCAGCCCCAGAGCACCCUCUCUGGUGGAUGGAGAGACUGCAGGAGGAGGAGGAGGAGGAGGAGGAGGAGAGGAUGCAGCAGACGCUGGGCUGAACGAGCAGCAGCAGCUGGCGAUGCAGCAGGAGGAGCGAAUCCUCACAGAGCAGAUCGAGAGUCUGCAGAAAGAAAAAGAGGAGCUGACGUAUGAAAUGUUGAUCCUUGAGCCGCGGGCAUCUGAUGAUGAGACUCCUGAAUCUGAAGCCUCGAUCGGCACAGCAGACAGCUCUGAGAACAUCACCAUGGAGACGGAGGGAGCCACAUCAGACCCCUCUGAUCGUGGCACGUACCGAUCUAGAAAGUCCGAGGCAAAGAGCAGACGGGCUCUGCGCCGCCAGCCCGACUCCCAGGACUCAGCAGACUCCACCUCCACCAUCUCCUCCUCCUACCACCCUUCUUCCUCUCUCUCCUCCAACGCCUCCGGUUCUCCGUCCCCUCACUAUCGGUUCCGCUCCUCCUCCUCUGGGCCCCUGCUCACUUCCUGUGGCCUGGGGGCCCCGCUGGCGGAGGCAGAGGGGGGCCACAAAACCGGUAAGACGCGCCACAGGCUCAGGCUGAGCCGCAGCUCACCACGCGAGCCCUCGGGAAGCCACCGGAGGGAUUCGGACUUCGGCUCAGGGCCACAGCAACUGGUUCUGUACGGCAGCAAUGAGUUCAUGGUGUGACGCUGACGAAGGACGGAACGCCAGAAGCCACCUUUUCAAGUGGAGGAGGGUGUGAGAGGGGGAGGGCGGAGAGUCAGGGGUUGAACGAGGCUGGUCACUGGGUGAGGGUUACACUCAGUGUCGUCUGCUGCCCCUCCUCGGUGCACACACCCCUUCCUCCCCUGGUUGGGUCAAAGCAGAAAGAUGUGACAAAAAAGAGAGGAUUGAGGUUUGGCACAGAGGGACAAAGCAGCAGAAAGGUGGAGUGAAGAGACGUGAGCGAUCGUGUUGGUUGACCCUCUGAUCUGAGCGCUGUUUGACCUCUGCUGGAGCACCAGGGGUCGGUCAGAGGAGACGAAGGGAAGGACAGGUGGUGAGACAAGGAUAGAAAAGCCCACACCUGCAAAGCCAAAUCAUACAGUGCCCCGUCUUUAUUCUUUAGCAUGUGGGCAGGUGGUGAAAGCCACCCAGAAGAAAUGUAGCCAUACUGACUGAACUGGCGGACAUUUUGUCUGUAACCAGCGCCAAGCUAAUUCUGCUUUUCACGUUUACACAGGACACACCAGCCAGGAGGCUGCAUGCUUGUCCAUCACACUUUUUCCUUCAUCAGUUUGAAGAGACUGUGUCGAAAUCUGUUACAGCUGUAUGUUACAUAUAGUUAUUAUUAUAAUUAUAAUUAUUAUUAUGUUACAAAGGAAAAAAGUGUACAUAGAAAGAAAGUGCAGUGCUGCUCCUGGGUUGUUCAUCGUUGAAUAGUCUCUAUUUCCUGUUUUGCAAAGUGAAGUGUCUGGAAUUCAGGUUCCACUUUUGUUUCUGUGGUGGUUUUACUUGGUUUACCGCCGGUUUUUCUCUUUUCCUGUUUCACAGUGAACAGAAACCGUUUUGGGGUGUUCUCCUGAGAAAUAAUAGAAGGAAAAGUUGCCGAUCUGUGUUCACAGUGUCAAGUGUCACAUGAACUUGACCUGAAGUUUCAGUCAGCCCUAAGUGUUUGGUAUUUCCCUUCCCCUGCAACCUUUAAUUAUUUUCUUAUGUUUAAUUCAGAAACAUCAGUGUUACUGCAUCAGAACUUGAAUUUUUUAAUAUAUAUUAUUGCUGUAUUAUAGGUGUUGGUAUUGAUAUCAAAGAUGUCAUGUUUUAGUUGUCAAUAUGAUUUCAUGUUUUGCUUUGGUUCAGAUGAAAGCCAUCUUUUCCUCUCCCAUCUGUAUUUGGUUGCGUGUCUGAAUGAAUAAUUCCUUCCACUGUG
This is a messenger RNA of Amphiprion ocellaris (clown anemonefish), 9118 nucleotides long. RefSeq names its product unconventional myosin-IXAa-like. Gene Ontology annotation, molecular function: protein binding; microfilament motor activity; GTPase activator activity. The record is from RefSeq and is a predicted model, not a curated record. NCBI's taxonomy places the organism in Eukaryota, Metazoa, Chordata, Actinopteri, Pomacentridae. The coding region runs from base 448 to 7896 and encodes 2482 amino acids. Gene Ontology annotation, biological process: intracellular signal transduction. Gene Ontology annotation, cellular component: myosin complex. The transcript has 45 exons.